CCAUCAGCUGUGACUGGACGUGUGUUUACAGUAUUUCAGUGUGACAAUUUCUCAUGGAAUUUCUGGUUCGUUCAUGCUUUGAGGCGUUCUGUGAGUGAUAAGAUAUCAUCUGAGGCAACAAUGAGCAAUAAUGUGGACACGGCCUGUGAGCCAGGCGCCUCCAUGGAGAGCAUGCUGAUUACUACGGAUUCCUUCGAGGAACUGUCUCAGGAGAUGACCUCUAGCUCUGGUGCCAUCGGCCAGAUAGAAGCAGACCUGGAAGAGAGACAGUCAUCAAAUGAAGCGUGCGCGAUGACUAAAAGUGACUCAUUUUGCAGUGUACAAAGCAAUCCGCAACAGGAGGCGGAAGAACAGUUUCAGGACGCUGAAUGGCUGGGUCAGAAGCGACACGUAUUCAUCUUAAGUACAGCCGGAAAGCCAAUCUACUCCCUGCAUGGUAGUGAGGACAAAUUGGCAUCCCUUUUCGGUGUGAUGCAAGCGCUUGUGAGUGUUGUGCAGUCAAAUCAGGAUUCCAUCAAAUCAAUUCACACUGAAGGAACGACUUUUGUAUUCCUGGUGAAGAAUCCACUGAUCCUUGUUGCUGUUUCGCGGUCAAACACUUACGUUCAGCUGAUUCAGAUGCAACUUUCAGACGUUUACAAUCAAAUUCUGAGUAUCCUGACGCUCUCCUAUAUGAAUAAGAUUUACGAAAAAAGGAAGAAUUUCGAUUUAAGACGACUCUUGGGUGGCAGUGAGCGCCUAAUCAAUCAUCUGCUGGCCAACAGCUGCGGAAAUGAUCAAGUGUCCAACAACACCUUUAGUUUUCUUACCAAUUCUGUGCGCAUUCUGCCUCUCAGCUCUAGCAUCCGUGACAGUAUUACGAGCGCCAUUCAGAGCAACUGCUCCAAAAUCAAGAAUCUAGUCUUUGCAGUUCUUAUUGCUCAGAACAAGCUCAUCUGUCUGAUUCGCAUGAAGAAAUAUUUCAUUCAUCCAGCUGAUUUGAGGCUCAUCUUUAACCUGAUUGAGUGCUCUGAGAGCUUCAAACCCGCCGAGAGUUGGACACCUAUUUGUCUGCCUAAGUUUGAUUCCAACGGUUAUCUACACGCUCAUGUAUCUUAUCUGGCAGACGACUGUGAAGCCUGCCUGCUCCUCCUCAGCGUCGAGCGUGAUGUUUUCUUCACGCUCUCCGAGGCAAAGAAGCGCAUCACCGACAAACUACGUCGCUCCAACUGCCUGGAAGCCAUUAAUGAGGCGAUGAAUAACCCCGGGAUCAGCCUGCGAAACAUUGGUAUCCCUGAGAUUCGUCACUUCAUCUACAAAUGUAAAUCCAAUGCGCAACUUCUUUGCUCCAAGAUUUGCGUGCCCUACAAUUCUCUGAGUGAGUUCAGACGCUUGGAGGCACUCUACUGCAGUAUCCACAGUCGUGUUCACAACCCCAGUCGGCCGCUGAAACUGCUCUAUGACAUGAAGGAGCACGAAAUCAUGCUGGCAUGGGUAACUUCCGGAUACGAACUAUAUGUGACAUUUGAGCCACUUGUGGACAGAAAUGCAAUGAUAACAUUGGUGAAUAAGCUUCUCAAAUGGAUCAAGAAAGAGGAAGCCAGUCUAUUUAUCAUGAAUGCCCCCGUUUUCUAAUGAUUUUGGUAAAAUUCCAGCCAUUCUCCCUAACCUCAAAUCUAUUUCCCAGUAAUUUUGUAGUAAAUUGUGCUUCAUAGCUAAAAUAUAAUGAAAUUAUUUCAAA
This is a messenger RNA of Phlebotomus argentipes, 1720 nucleotides long. It is a transcript of the gene Mon1, whose product is annotated as vacuolar fusion protein MON1 homolog A. The transcript has 2 exons. NCBI's taxonomy places the organism in Eukaryota, Metazoa, Arthropoda, Insecta, Diptera, Psychodidae. Gene Ontology annotation, biological process: endosome to lysosome transport via multivesicular body sorting pathway; protein targeting to vacuole. The coding region runs from base 121 to 1614 and encodes 497 amino acids. The record is from RefSeq and is a predicted model, not a curated record.